Molecule: messenger RNA, 299 nt
Organism: Aspergillus uvarum CBS 121591
Lineage: Eukaryota; Fungi; Ascomycota; Eurotiomycetes; Eurotiales; Aspergillaceae
Exons: 1
Coding region: 34-228 (64 amino acids)
Source: RefSeq, a predicted model, not a curated record
AUUGACUUUCAGGAGGCCUUCAGAACGGACCCGAUGCUGUGGCUGCACGAAGUAACUCACGAGGAUAUUCUAAGCUUUGUCCAGCACCGUUUGAGCUCGAGCGAGCUAUAUCCCAAGCUGGGAACAUCAGAUCAAAGGAAGCGCCUUGAGAUGGAGAUUGCAUACAAAUCUGAGGGUGUUUUCCUCUGGGUCAAACUCACCGUCCAGAGAGUCGAGCACAGAUUCUGAGUGGUGAUGCCCUAGAAGAUCUAAGAAAGCGCGUGGACUCGCUCCCCAACAAGUUGGAAGAUCUGUUUAUG